This is a messenger RNA of Astyanax mexicanus (Mexican tetra), 1100 nucleotides long. RefSeq names its product neuroguidin, EIF4E binding protein (gene ngdn). Gene Ontology annotation, cellular component: small-subunit processome; nucleolus. The transcript is spliced from 11 exons. Lineage: Eukaryota; Metazoa; Chordata; Actinopteri; Characiformes; Acestrorhamphidae. Bases 52 to 1008 code for a protein of 318 amino acids. Gene Ontology annotation, biological process: maturation of SSU-rRNA from tricistronic rRNA transcript (SSU-rRNA, 5.8S rRNA, LSU-rRNA). The record is from RefSeq and is a predicted model, not a curated record.
GAAAACCGACCAGCUGUCCGUCAUGUCCUAAACAGCUCGCCGUAGUUCAAGAUGGCGGCCAACGGUGUACAAAACGUCUGUGUUGGUGAUGAUUUACCCAAAGCUGUCCAGCUCCUCAACACACUCACAGAACAGGUGGUUUCUGUGACGAGCCAUGUCUGGGACUUGAUAAAGAAAGUCCAAGGACAGGCUAAUCAGAUGUCCAAGGGCUUGUCAUUUCUGGACCUGCGAUAUCACCUCCUACUGUUUUACCUACAAGAUCUUACUCAUCUGAUCAGCUUGAAGUCAGAAGGACACAGUUUGAAGGACAGUGCUGCUGUUCACAGGCUUGUCACCAUAAGAACAGUUCUGGAAAAGAUGCGUCCCCUGGAUCAGAAACUGAAGUAUCAGAUUGAUAAAUUGGUGCGUACAGCAGUCACUGGCAGCCUGGCCGCGAAUGAUCCUUUACACUUUCGUCCAAAUCCUGAGAAUCUCGCCAGUAAGCUCAGCGAAGCUGAAGACUCAGAUGAUGAUGUUGAUGAUGAUCAUGAACCAGGAGAUGAAAAAGAUGAUCAGAAAACAGGACUUGGCAGGAAAUACGUACCACCCAAGAUUGCCCCAAUGCAUUAUGGCGGGGAUAUGACCGAGUCGGACCGGCAGAAAGACUUUGCUGAUAAGCAGAGGAAAGCGGCUCUGCGCAGCUCCGUCAUCCAGGAGCUCCGGCGACAAUACAGUGAUGCUCCAGAGGAGAUCCGGGACCGCCAAGAUUUCCAGACUGAUCGUGAGAUACAAGAGGACAGACACAGGAAGAACUAUGAGGAGUCCAUGAUGGUGCGUCUAAGUCUUACCCGAGAACAGAAGGCCAAAAAGAGGCGGAUGGUGGGAAUGACCUCACAACUGGGCAACAUCACACACUUCAGUGACAUCACGGCACUGACUGGCAGGCAGACAGCGGAUGUGGAAAGACCAAAGAAGAAGAAGAAGCUUAUGAAGAAAAACAAAAAGAAAAUGUUCAAGAAACGCAAGUAGGAUUUUUUUUUUUUCAACGUCCAGAAUAAGACAGUGUGAUGAGGUUGCAAUUUCUUUAAAGAUUUCAAAAUAAAAAAAACAAUAAACCAGAA